UUACCAUGAGAUCAUGUUGAAAAUACUUUCCUGCUUCUGCAGAAAACAAAAGAUAUUUUGAGAAAUGACACAAGUGUGAAAUGAUGACAUGACGAAAUGAUGAUGUUUCUAAUUAAAUUUCCAGAGAUUAUAUUUUACCCACACAGACACUAUCGGACCAUCAGCACCAGUAUCAUAAAUAUGUGUGACCGACCAGCAGUUAUUUCUAGUGGUGGUUGAUUACGAGCUGUAGAGAGUGUGUGAUGUUGCUGUUUGAGUGUAAAUCUCUAGGUGGAGUAGAUCAACCAACUGUUGGUGGUAAAAGAAAAGGAGCUUCUGUCAGCAAACAGGAAUCUCAUUGGGGGAUGCAGCAGGGUAUGUGGCGUGUGGCUCCGCCUCUAAGUGUGUGUGUGUGUGUGUGUGUGUGUGUGCUCAGUCCAACAGAGGAAUGGCUUCUUCUCAGGAACUAGUUCUUCAGUCUGGAUGUGAGGAUGGCUCCGGCUCCCAGACUUGAUCUCUUUCUUCAGUCUUCCUCAGGUUUCUAUCCUCAGACGCACUGCUGAUGAAUGGGGAAAUGCUCAAAGCUGUUUCAGGUCAACAGACUGAAUAAUGUGAGAUGAUCCGCUGAUGGCCGGCGUCACUGACACUGAGAUGUCCCAGUGUCACUCCUGUGGGGCGUUUCAUCAUGUGAUCGGGAAGGUGGGGGUUAAGGGGCGGUGCCACGGGCUGUCAAUCACACAUAGUGUCCAGGACAACCAGUUCUGUGCCGUCAAUCCACGCUUCAUCGCCGUGGUGACCGAGUGUGCAGGAGGCGGGGCCUUCAUUGUCAUUUCUGUCCGUCAUACGGGCCGUGUGAGUCCUCUGCAUCCGCGUGUGUGUGGUCACAGCGCUCGUGUGCUGGACGUCAAGUGGGACCCGUUUAACGACCUGCGCAUCGCUUCCUGUUCCGAGGACUGUACGGUGAAGGUGUGGAACAUCCCUCCUAACGGACUGAAGGACGACCUGACGGUUCCCAGUGUAGAUCUGCUCGCUCACGGCCGCAGGGUUUCGCUCAUCGAGUGGCAUCCAACCGCCAGAGACCUGCUGUUAAGCUCCGCCUACGACUGCAAGGUGUUUGUGUGGCGUUUAGACACUCCAGAGGUGCCGGUGUGUGUGAUAAACACACACUCUGAGCUGGUGGUUUGUUUGAGUUUUAAUGCAGAUGGGAGUCUGUUGGCCACGGUCUGCAAAGACAAGAAGAUCCGAAUCAUCGAGCCGCGGACUGGACGAGUGCUGCAGGAGUCUUGCUGUGGCUCUCGUAAAGUGUCCCGGAUCCUGUUCCUGUGGGAUCUGAAGAUGCUGGUGUCCACGGGAAACUCUUGCUGGAACCAGAGACAGUUUGCCCUGUGGGAUCUGGAGGAUCUGUCUGAGCCGUUGCUGGAGGAGGAUUUGGAUGGAGGUUCGGGGGUCAUUUUCCCGUUUUAUGAUGCCGACACACACAUGCUGUAUCUGGCUGGAAAGGGUGAUGGUAACAUUCGGUAUUAUGAGGUCAGUGCGGAGAGACCCUUCAUUCACUUCCUGUCUGAGUAUCGGUCUACGUCGCCUCAGAGAGGCUUGGGUGUGAUGCCCAAGCGUGGUCUGAACAUCAGUGUGUGUGAGGUGUUCAGAUUCUACAGACUGCUCACCGUCAAACAUCUGCUGGAGCCGCUGAGCUUCUGUGUGCCGCGGACGCGGUGUGAGGGUUUUCAGGAGGAUAUUUAUCCGGCCACAGCAGCCAAUGAACCGGCCCUGACCGCAGACGAGUGGCUGAGGGGACAGAAUAAAGGGCCGCUGAUGAUGUCUCUGAGACCUGGAGCUAAAGCUCUCGACUCGACUGAAGCAGAGACUCCGGCCAAUCAGGACGCAGAACACCCCCCUGACAUCAUCGCACUCGACUCGACUGAAGCAGAGACUCCAGCCAAUCAGGACGCAGAACACCCCCCCGACAUCAUCGCAGACCUACAGGACUGGACGGAGGACGACACUGAGAGCUACGACUGGAUCUCCUCACGCACAUGCUCAGAUCUGAGCCGGGCCGAGCCCGCAGAGGUGUCGUGUCACCAGAUUCAGAAUCUGCAGGAGCAACUCGAGCAGAGAGACGAGAAAAUACGACAACUGGAGCUGGAGCUGAAGAACAUGCGAAACCACAUGAGAGCGUCCUUCUGACGGCAGCCAAUCACAGCAGGCACCCAAUCACAGCAGCCAAUCACAGAAGAGACUGUGGAAAAGACUGAGUCGUGUGAACUGUUGCGAGGAAUCGUGUAUGUAAAUACAGUUUAUGUUGAUUCAUACUGCUAAACUUCACGCAGUGAUUGACAGGGUGGAUGGGGCGGG
This is a messenger RNA of Pimephales promelas (fathead minnow), 2331 nucleotides long. NCBI's taxonomy places the organism in Eukaryota, Metazoa, Chordata, Actinopteri, Cypriniformes, Leuciscidae. The record is from RefSeq and is a predicted model, not a curated record.